GGUCAGACGCGGAGAGGGGUUUGCAGAACGCAGACGACUCGCGAGGGCCCUCUGUACAAGUCGCGGGAUUUUGGCGCGCUCUUUUUGUUGGCUGGGUGUUCUUGCCGGUGAUUGGUUCCGGACUGUCGCGGCUGCUGGGUUGAUCUCGGUUGUACAGAGGCGGCACGGCCCUCGGCUGGCCUCCUGGGGGAUGGGCCACCAGGAAUCUCCACUGACCAGAGCUGCGGCGGGAGGUGCAGCUUACAUAAAGAGGUUACGUAAAGUGCUCAGCUGGCGCGAACUCGAGGACAGCCACGGGGAUCUGGAAGCCCAGGCCUCCCCCGGGAACGUUGCUGUCACUGCAGGAGCAGCGCCGCGACCGGCUGCACGUCUCGCCCGGGUCACCGCCUCGCGCCCUACUCGGCUCUGCAGACAACCUCGGCUCGGAACGGACCAUCCUCCGGCGCGGGCUCCUGGGGGGAACCGGUCCGCCCGGAAGUGGAACUGCGCCGGGCAGAUCACAAUCCAAGGUACCGCUCCUCCGCAUCUCGGGGCUAGACGGAGGGAUGAGGCUGGGGGGGCCCGGGCGGCGCCGUUGCUGCUCCCCCCGCCUCCCGCAGCCAUGGAAACGGGGAAAGAGAACGGAGCCCGCAGAGGGACAAAAAGCCCGGAGCGGAAAAGGCGAAGCCCAGUGCAGCGGGUGCUCUGCGCGAAGCUGAGGCCGGCGGCCCAGGCCAUGGAUCCCGCUUUGGCCGAGGCCCCGGGCGAGGCCUUCCUAGCCCGGCGGCGGCCAGAGGGCGGAGGCGGCGGCGGUAGCCCUGCGCGGCCGCGCUACAGCUUGUUGGCAGAGAUCGGGCGCGGCAGCUACGGCGUGGUUUAUGAGGCUGUGGCUGGGCGCAGUGGGGCCAGGGUGGCAGUCAAGAAGAUCCGCUGCGACGCCCCCGAGAACGUGGAAUUGGCGCUAGCUGAAUUCUGGGCCCUGACCAGCCUCAAGCGCCGUCACCAGAAUAUUGUGCAGUUUGAGGAGUGCGUCCUGCAGCGCAACGGGUUAGCCCAGCGCAUGAGUCACGGCAACAAGAACUCACAGCUGUACCUGCGCCUGGUGGAGACUUCACUCAAAGGUCGAUCCUUCGGGACCCACAGUCUCAUCGUGUCUCGGACAGGAUGGCAGAGGGCACAGGUGGUGGCGAUCUCCUGACAGCUGGACCUCCCACAAUGUGAAGCUUUUGCUUUGGUUUCCCACGCUACCCUUUUCUUUUUCCUUUGUUAUAAUAAUAAUUAUUAUUUUAAACAUUAAACCAUCAAGACUUCUGAAGAGCAGAAGGCUACACUCUGGACAGGCACCUUUGUAUUGUUUGAGUUUUUGUUUUGUUUUUAAGAACAUUGAAUGUGGGCAAAGCUUAUGCAUAUAUUCAAUGUUAAUCCGUUAAUUUCUUAAGUUAGGAGACAAUUUUAGUUGUAUCUUUCAUGUUCUGUUUUCUUUCUUACACGUCUUUCAGUUUUGCUCUAGCAUCCCACUUCCCAAAGAAGUUCUAUCUAUCCCGAGUUUUGGUGUUUCUCCUGGAAAGGGAUACGAAGACACAAGGAAGCAGCCUCUGAGUUCCCUCCCUACCAGACGUGGGAGCUCUUGGACUCACUCCUUGGAUGGGCUUGUUGGUCAUGGCCAGCCCGCAGGCCUCAGAUAGGAUCAGAGAUGAAGAAACUCUCAGAAGAGGGAGACCAGGGUUUGGCCAGAAGGACUCUAAAGAAGACCUAAACCAUGGGUUUGGUUCUCUUUAAGUUCUUAGGAGCCUCAGGCCACACCAGGACUCACUGUAGUUGGAAUUGCUUCCUUCUGCCCUUUCCAACCAGGGUCCCUGAGGAAGUAGACCAAGAGUGAUCAUCCCAUCACUUGGGGAUAAUGAGACCCCACCCGCACCCCACUUGCACAAGCCUAUCUUCUAUUAGGACUGUUGUGCCAACCCUCAUCAGACUUGGUCUUCCUUGGCCUCUUGCUACUGCUAUGAGGCCAAUACCUUUUUCUCUGGAUUUUGCCUCCUGGAUUAUCUUCCCAGUGUGCUGCAAGUCCAGCCUGUCAUAGAGACUACCUAGCCCCGGUUUUGACCAUUGCAGAGUACCCUCAACUGGCUGCUGCCAUCAUUUCCUCAUAGUGAAAGGUGUGCCCUGUGUACCAGGAUCCAUGGUGUCACUCACCACUGGGUGAUACUGUCAAGCGCCAUCUCUGUUACCCCCAGGGACUUCAUGUUAGGUGAUCAACCUCUUUGUAACUGUUGUCUGAUGAGAAAAGAAAGGAUCUGCCUUGAAUAGGGAGGUAUGAGGCAGACAGGGAUGCCCAUUUGGCUACUAGAGGGCCCAUAUAGCAGCUAGCCAUCUUAAAGCAUCCCCAGUCUAGAUCCCUGUGACUCUGCUGUCUGUUUGCAUAGCCUUUCACUCUUAACUCCCCUGCAGUGUUCUUACAACCUCCUAAGGGGAGAUACCUUCCCUCCAGCUGCUUCAUGGACCCUGUCAUUCUCUCUGGUGCAUCCCUUGACUUGGAUGCACCUUUGGUUGCUCCAAAACUUUUCCAGAUUGUUCACCUUGUUCUGGCCACGUGGGAUGGGGUCUCUGGACAAGGAAGGAAGGAAGGUAUCUAUCUGUUCAUUCUUGUUUAUCUUCCUAAACUAGCGUAGGAUGGAUAGGGAAGUGAGAGGCCAAGGAGAGCUUUUCUUCCAGCAGCUGUCCCUUGGUCCUGUAGUGUGGGGAAGGCCAUCACAACACUGAACCCUGCUCAGCUCUGUCCACUUGCAUUUUCCAGCCUUCUCUCAGGCAACUCAGCACCACCAAAGUUUCUUCCCCUUCUUGGCCAGAGGUCAGCUGCUGUUCUUGUGGGUACGUGGCUGCAGGUGGUAAUGUAGGCCCUUACCUUGUGCUGUUCUGUGAUAGCAUCUUGUCUUCUUGAGUGACAUUUUAAGCAGCCUCCUGAGCAUAAUCAGAGUAGCACCUGGGAGGGUGGGAGCAGCAGCAUCCCCUAAUUGCAAAGUACAUUCCAUUUCUGUUCCAUGCCCCUCCCUUCCCCUAGGUACUGCUGUCUCUUUGUGCCUGAGCAGAUGGGAAAGGCAGUCUCUGAGCUCAGACCCCACACUUCCUGCUGUAGUCCUGCUCUGGGUUCCUAGCAAAUCACUAGUCUACCUACCUUUCUCUUUCUCUUCCCCAUCUCUUAGCUCUCUACAAUCAAGAAUUUGGUUACAGUGCUUUCCCACCGUACUUUUCUUGGUGUCAAAGUAGCCCCCAUAGGUUGCAGGUGGGUAGCCUGGUAAGGGGUAGCCUGCUUCCCUGCACCUUAUCUUCCAUGCUCCCAGCUGGUUCUGGCCUGAUGAUUGCACCUCUAUCUCUGGCUCAGAUGAGAGCCAGGUCUUGAGCCCCAAGUGCCUGUUCCUGUUAUUUGUUGUUGUUGUUUUUUUCUGUUUGUCCCCCCCCCCCCCCUUGCAGUCUAUGCUGUCACCUACCAGCCAGAUGGAAGCUGGCCCGGUGACCUGCUUGCUGUACUCUGGCUAGUGAGUCAGCCUCUGGUGGGCUCUAGUCUUCUCCAAGCCUGGCUCCCUGGCUCUCUGUCUCUUAGGGAUCAGCAUCCUUGUCCUCUGUUAUUUCCCCUUCUGCCUCUGUAUGGGGUGCAGGCCUGCCAGUAGCUCUGUGGGGCAUCGUCUCAGGUGCCUCCAGGUUUGUUAGAUCUGUCCACAUUCUAGAAGUUUGCAGAACUUGGAACAUUUGUCCCUUUUUUGGGGUGUGAGGAUUGCCUGUUGGGAGAUUGUUCUGGCCUGAGUACUCUGCACUCAGAGCUCAGCUCCCUGUGAGUGAAGGACAGAUCAUAGUGCCUUAUUUCCAUUGUCCUCCUCUGUCCAGACUGCCUGAAGCAGGUGGCUGUCUUCACUGUGUCCAUGUCACUUGUACUCACACUCUCCCACCUGUAUAUAGCCACAGGGGACGGAAAACUCUGAGCCCCACCCACUUUCUGUGGGCCGUAGCCAGACACACCUCCCUCUUGCCUCUGUGGCCCUUCCAGCAGUUCCCGACCAGGACCAAACGCUGCUGCCCACGUAUGCACACUGCCUCUGUCCUUCCUCUUCAUACCUCUAGCCGGAAGACACUGACUGCACCAACUGAACUGGCUCCAGCUAACCCCCUCUGGUCAGAGGAGACGAAGGGUCAGGCUUUAGCCUCACCUAGCUCCAGGGCGUUGGGGCGGGGAGUAGGAACUCCAGUCCCACCUUGUAGGUUUGCCCUUGGGCUGCCUGAGGGAUGUCUUAAUGUUUACUUACAGAAAUACCCUGUUUACAGCUGGAGGAAAAGCACGCCCACUCUAGGUGAAGAUCUGACUCUGGAUAGGGCCUGGCCUCCUGUGGCACUGCCAGUGGUGACUGCAGUGGUAGGUGAGGCAGAAGCCUGGAGUGAGCCCAGAGCCCCUCGACUCACUUCCUAACCCUGUGGUGCUAAGACCACUCCUGCCCUCCUCAUAGCCUUCUUGCCCCAACCUCCGUCAUUCCUUCCUCCAAGAUUUCAGCUCGUUAGCAUAUCACUAUUUUAGAAAACCAGUGUUUGCAGCAAUAAGGUUAUAUUGUUUUUGUGUGAAUCUUUUUCCAAGAACAGAAAAAGGACAUUGUGGGAAUCUUUAUGCUAUUAGCUGUUUACUGUGUUAGAAGACAGCAUAAAAGGAUGGAUUGUAUGGGGGUUUUAACCUGUAGGUGUCUUUUGCAAACUUGGGAAGAGCAAGAGUCUAACUGCGAUCCUCCAAGGAGGGCACGCUACUGCCCUGCCUUAUUCCGUUGUCCCUCCCAACCCUGCUCACCUCACUGUGAGCUCUCCCCACCUCUCUCUUGCUCCUUUGCCCCGCCUUCCACAUCUGGGGGCACUAGGGGCUCAACUCUGGGUAGGUCUUUGGGUUAUCCCGACCCUUGACUGGGUUCUUUCUCCUCAUCUGGCAGCUCCAGACAGCUGCUGGGAGUCUACUUCAGAAUUGGCCAAGCUUGGUUAUUCGGCUCUCCAGGCAGCAGACUGUGGAAGCUGAUGCCUCUGCCCUGGCUGAUUCUGAUUUGUCAUACAGCCUUCAGGUCAGCAUAGGGUUGACUUUGAGGGAAAGGAGCCGCCUGGAAACACGCUCUGGGAGGGGAGCCCAGUAAGUAUUCCAUAGCAUUGGCUGAUGUCAGCAUCCACAGCCAUCACCGAGGGACGCGUCUACUGCCAUUGGUUGCCUAGGGGCCUCCAGGAUUGAGGAGAGUACCAGGAGUGAGCCUUUCGGUUGUGGGUUUUGUGUGGGUUUUUGUUGUUGUUGUUGUUUUUGUUUUUUUAAAUCCAGAUGAGAUCAUAGGAAGAAGGAAACCUACUUAGGGUUUUGUUUUUGCUUUUGUUUUUAAAUUGCAUCCCAAAGGCUACUUACCAUCAAAACCGGAGGAUAUUUCAGUUAUUCUUAAUGCUCAUGUGGGUCAGACUUGGUUUUGAGGGAGAUUUAAAGCCAGGCACAAGGUUAGUUUCAAUACUAGUUAA
Onychomys torridus (southern grasshopper mouse) is the source of this 5496-nucleotide messenger RNA. RefSeq names its product serine/threonine kinase 35 (gene Stk35). The record is from RefSeq and is a predicted model, not a curated record. Gene Ontology annotation, biological process: axon extension; autophagosome organization; peptidyl-serine phosphorylation. Bases 191 to 1177 code for a protein of 328 amino acids. Gene Ontology annotation, cellular component: cytoplasm; autophagosome. Gene Ontology annotation, molecular function: ATP binding; protein serine/threonine kinase activity. Lineage: Eukaryota; Metazoa; Chordata; Mammalia; Rodentia; Cricetidae. The transcript is spliced from 3 exons.